Molecule: messenger RNA, 1518 nt
Organism: Pestalotiopsis fici W106-1
Lineage: Eukaryota; Fungi; Ascomycota; Sordariomycetes; Amphisphaeriales; Sporocadaceae
Exons: 1
Coding region: 1-1518 (505 amino acids)
Biological process (GO): mRNA splicing, via spliceosome
Cellular component (GO): U4/U6 x U5 tri-snRNP complex
Source: RefSeq, a predicted model, not a curated record
AUGGACCGCCACGGCUCACCUGCGCUGGGCCCCCAGAAUGCCUCCGCGCGCGUUUCCAAAGGUAGCGAGAGUGCGGCAGAGAGGCUCGCCGCCCUGAAGGCCCGAGUCGCCGCAGCCAUCAAUACAAGUUCGACCAGAGGCCCAGCCGGCGCUGUCCCAGGUCCUGGUCUUGCUCCGAAUCCACCCCCAGGUACGGGUCCGGCACAAGUUCCAGCCAAGGCUACCUCUGGUCUCAAUGUCCCACUCCACCCAGCCCUCCUUGGCGACAUUGGCGGUUCAUCUAGGUCAAACAACAGGUCAAGCCAUUCGCAACAGCACAGGUCAUCGCAGAACCGAAAUGAUGGCGCCAAGCCAUCUACACAGCCGAAACGAAAGCAGCUCGACCUCUCUGGCCCGCCCCCCGAGGAUGUCAAGGCAAACCCCUACUAUGAUCCCACUAUCCAAGGUCCAGCCCCCCGACAACCAAGACAGCUGCAGUUCAAUGAUCCCGGCAAAUACAUAGCGCAGGCCAACGCCAUCCGUCGACAGGAGAAACUCGAAGAGCUGAAGAAGAAGAUUGCUGCGAGUACACAGAAGGCUGCCGACGAAGAUGCCGAUGUGCAGAAGAAUUUUAUGGUGGAUGCCCCGCCCGAGGUUGAGUGGUACGACGAGGGUUUUGUCAAGGACAACAAUUACGAUUUGAUCAACAUGGAUGAGAUACACGCUCUCAUUCAACAUCCCGUCCCGAUUGACCCGGACAGCGCAAAACAACUGAGCGUAAAACCCAUGUAUUUGACUGCCAAGGAGCAGAAGCGUGUGCGACGCUUGCGCCGUGCGGCAGUCAUGGCUGAGGAACGUGCCAAACAGCGGCUCGGCCUACUUCCUCCCCAGCCAAACAAGGUCACGCUGAACAACAUGUUCAAAGUCCUUGGCGACGAGGCGAUUCUGGACCCUUCUGCAGCUGAAAAUCGCGUGAGGCGCGAAAUCAACGAAAGAAGAGACAAACACCUUCAGGAGAACGAGGAAAGAAAACUCAGCAAAGAAGAAAAGGUCGAGAAACUUGCCCGAAAUCAGGAGAAAGAUGUUGCCCGCGAGGUGCAUUUACUCGUAUACAAGAUCAAUAAUCUGUCCAAUGGAAGCAUACGCUGGAAACUUUCCAAGAACGCGGAGCAGUUGGGCUGUACGGGAGCUCUCAUAUUAUGUCCCAAGUUUUGUCUAUGCAUCUGCGAGGCAGGCCCAUAUGGAGCAAGAAAAUAUCGUAAGCUUGUAGAGGAUCGUAUCGACUUUACCCAAAACGCGCCAGACAAACACAAAGAAACAACCCACGAACUCAAGGAGUGGCUAAAGGCUACAGAUGCUGAGGGCAAUCUGAAAGAUCUAUCGGCCAACGAGGCGAGGCUUGUCUUCGCUGGAGAAGUCAAGGCCCAAGCUUUCUCGAAAUUCUCAAGCAGGGUGUGUGAGACGGAGCAGGACGCACGAAGUUUCUUGGCGAGGGUCAAGAUGGAGAAUUUUUGGAAUCUGGCCAAGAGUAUGGCCUAA